CCUGACCGAGACCCCAAGUUUUAGAAGGCGAGCGGCGCCGCCUGAGUCUCGCCGGUCCUCUUCGUCGCUGGUCUCCUCCCCGGCGCUGUGCUGCGCGGCUCUGCUCCGCACGUAUUGUUUGGCUGGGUCUCUAAUGGCGGACGGGGAGGCAGCGCUGCCGGUCGCGGACUGCAGGGGGGGCAAACCUCGGGCCCAGGGCAACUGCUUGGGGCAAAUAUGGGCAAUAUCAGCCCAACGCAGACGUGAACUGUUUCUUACCUGUAAAUUGGUGCUGAGUUUGAUUGAAAUGACGGACCAGAAAUUUCGUUCAACCCUAUCUGGUGCAUCUUUGGCAGAAAGUGAGGAAAACACCCCCAUUGUUCUUUGGCAUGGACACAAGUUCAGUGGGAACAUUAGAAUCGACUGAUCAAACUCCUGUUCUAUUAGGAAGUACAGCCAUGGCAACUAGUCUCACAAACGUAGGAAAUUCAUUUAGUGGCGCUGCGAAUCCUUUAGUAUCUAGAUCUAGUAAGUUUCAGAAUUCAUCAGUGGAAGAUGAUGAUGAUGUUGUUUUUAUUGAACCUGUACAACCUCCUCCAUCUUCUGCACCUUUGGUUGCCGAUCAAAGAACCAUAACAUUUACGUCUUCAAAAACUGAAGAACUACAAGGAAAUGAUCCCAAAAUCCUUCCUUCCUCGAAAGAGUUGACUUCUCAGAAGGGCAGUGUAAGUGAGACAAUUGUCAUUGAUGAUGAAGAGGACAUGGAAACAAAUCAAGGGCAAGAGAAGAACCCCUCACAUUUCAUUGAAAGGAGACCUUCUGAAACUAAAAACAGAACGAAUGAUGUGGAUUUCUCUACUUCCACUUUUUCAAGAAGUAAGGUAAACACAGGAGGAAUGGGUAAUAGUGGUAUUACCACAGAACCAGACUCUGAAAUUCAGAUUGCUAAUGUUACAACAUUAGAAACAGGCAUAAGCUCUGUGAGUGAUGGCCAGCUAGAAAGUACUGACGGGAGAGAUAUGAACUUAAUGAUUACUCAUGUGACAUCACUGCAUAAUACCAACCUGGGAGAUGUCUCUAAUGGACUUCAGUCAAGUAACUUUGGUGUUAAUAUGCAAACGUACACCCCAUCUUUAACUUCACAGACCAAGUCUGGAGUAGGACCUUUUAAUCCUGGUAGGAUGAAUGUUGCAGGAGAUGUAUUUCAGAAUGGAGAGUCUGCACCUCAUCAUAACCCUGAUUCCUGGAUCUCCCAAUCAGCAUCAUUUCCUCGUAACCAGAAACAACAGGGGGUGGAUUCUUUAUCACCAGUGGCCUCACUUCCUAAACAGAUAUUCCAGCCUUCUGCUCAACAGCAGCCCACUAAACCAGUUAAAGUCACUUGUGCAAACUGUAAGAAACCUCUGCAGAAGGGGCAGACAGCUUACCAACGGAAAGGAUCAGCUCACCUCUUUUGUUCAACCACCUGCCUUUCUUCUUUCUCUCAUAAACCUGCUCCAAAGAAACUCUGUGUUAUGUGUAAAAAAGAUAUAACUACAAUGAAAGGAACAAUUGUUGCUCAAGUAGAUUCAAGUGAAUCCUUCCAAGAAUUUUGUAGUACAUCUUGCCUGUCUCUCUAUGAGGACAAGCAGAGUCCUGCUAAAGGAGCUCUAAAUAAAUCGAGAUGCACAAUCUGUGGCAAACUCACCGAGAUUCGCCAUGAAGUUAGUUUUAAAAAUAUGACUCAUAAGCUAUGCAGUGACCACUGCUUCAAUAGAUAUAGAAUGGCCAAUGGUCUAAUAAUGAAUUGCUGUGAACAGUGUGGAGAAUAUUUGCCCAGUAAAGGUGCUGGAAAUAAUGUUCUGGUGAUUGAUGGUCAGCAGAAAAGAUUUUGCUGUCAGAGUUGUGUCAGUGAAUACAAACAGGUAGGUAGUCAUCCAAGUUUCCUGAAGGAAGUUCGAGAUCACAUGCAGGAUUCUUUCUUAAUGCAGCCUGAGAAAUAUGGAAAACUGACAACAUGUACUGGUUGCCGAACACAGUGCAGAUUUUUUGAUAUGACUCAGUGUAUAGGUCCUAAUGGAUAUAUGGAGCCAUAUUGUUCAACUGCUUGCAUGAACAGUCACAAGACAAAAUAUGCAAAGUCACAAAGUUUGGGAAUUAUUUGCCAUUUUUGUAAGCGAAACUCUUUACCUCAAUACCAAGCCACAAUGCCUGAUGGAAAACUGUAUAACUUUUGCAAUUCCAGUUGUGUGGCUAAAUUUCAGGCACUAAGCAUGCAGUCGUCUCCAAAUGGCCAAUUUGUAGCACCCAGUGAUAUUCAAUUGAAAUGCAACUACUGUAAAAAUUCCUUUUGUUCAAAACCAGAAAUCUUGGAAUGGGAGAACAAAGUGCAUCAGUUCUGCAGCAAAACUUGCUCAGAUGAUUAUAAGAAGUUGCAUUGCAUAGUUACAUAUUGCGAAUACUGCCAAGAGGAGAAGACGCUUCAUGAAACAGUAAAUUUCUCCGGCGUUAAGAGACCAUUCUGUAGUGAAGGCUGCAAGCUAUUAUACAAACAAGAUUUUGCAAGACGAUUAGGAUUAAGAUGUGUUACGUGCAACUAUUGUUCUCAGCUGUGUAAGAAGGGAGCCACUAAAGAGCUUGAUGGGGUUCUCAGAGACUUCUGCAGUGAUGACUGCUGUAAAAAGUUUCAGGAGUGGUACUACAAGGCUGCGAGGUGUGAUUGCUGUAAAUCCCAAGGCACCCUUAAAGAGCGAGUGCAGUGGCGAGGGGAGAUGAAACAUUUCUGUGAUCAACACUGCUUACUACGUUUUUACUGUCAACAAAAUGAGCCCAAUAUGACUACCCAAAAAGGACCCGAAAACCUACAUUAUGAUCAGGGCUGUCAGACGUCCCGAACCAAAAUAACAGGCUCAGCACCACCCCCUUCUCCUACACCAAACAAAGAGAUGAAGAACAAAGCAGUUCUUUGCAAACCUUUAACAAUGACAAAAGCAACUUACUGUAAGCCUCACAUGCAGACCAAAUCUUGUCAGACAGAUGAGAAUUGGAAGACAGAGUAUGUCCCAGUGCCUAUUCCUGUACCUGUCUAUGUGCCCGUGCCUAUGCACAUGUACAGUCAGAGUAUUCCUGUCCCUACCACAGUUCCUGUUCCUGUGCCCGUUCCUGUGUUUCUGCCUGCUCCAUUGGACAGCAGUGAGAAGAUUCCUACCACGGUUGAAGAUGUAAAAAGCAAAGUUUCUUCAGAUCCUCUUGAUACAGAAUUGCUUACAAUGCCAGAUAUGAUGACUGAAGAUGAGGGGAAAACAGAGGCAUCCAAUGUCAACAGUGUAAUUAUUGAGACUGACAUAAUUGGCUCGGAUCUCACAAAGAACUCUGACACAGAUAUACAGUCCAACAUGCCUGAUGUACCAUAUGAACCAGAUUUGGAUAUCGAAAUAGAUUUCCCUAGAGCUGCGGAGGAGCUUGAUAUGGAAAAUGAGUUUUUGUUACCACCUGUUUUUGGAGAAGAAUAUGAGGAGCAGCCCAGACCUCGAUCUAAAAAAAAGGGUACCAAAAGAAAAGCUGUGUCAGGAUACCAGUCUCAUGAUGAUAGUUCUGACAACUCGGAAUGCAGCUUUCCUUUCAAGUAUUCAUAUGGUGUAAACGCAUGGAAACACUGGGUCAAAACUAGGCAGCUUGAUGAAGAUCUUCUGGUAUUAGAUGAGCUAAAAUCCUCUAAAUCAGUAAAGUUAAAAGAAGAUCUACUCUCUCAUACCACAGCUGAGCUCAACUAUGGGUUAGCCCAUUUUGUUAAUGAGAUCCGACGACCAAACGGAGAGAAUUAUGCACCUGACAGCAUCUAUUACCUCUGUCUUGGUAUACAGGAGUACUUAUGUGGUAGUAAUCGAAAGGACAACAUAUUUAUUGAUCCAGGAUACCAGAUGUUUGAGCAAGAAUUGAAUAAAAUACUCCGAAGUUGGCAACCAAGCAUCCUUCCAGAUGGGUCAAUAUUUUCUCGAGUUGAAGAAGACUAUCUCUGGAGGAUAAAACAGCUAGGAUCACACUCUCCAGUAGCUCUUUUGAACACCCUGUUCUACUUUAACACUAAGUAUUUUGGCCUGAAAACAGUGGAGCAACACUUAAGACUUUCCUUUGGCACUGUGUUUAGGCAUUGGAAAAAAAAUCCUUUAACGAUGGAAAAUAAAGCAUGUCUUCGAUAUCAGGUGUCUUCCUUAUGUGGAACAGACAAUGAAGAUAAAAUUGCUACUGGAAAACGAAAACAUGAGGAUGAUGAACCAGUAUUUGAGCAAAUUGAAAACACAGCCAACCCUUCUAGAUGUCCUGUGAAAAUGUUUGAAUGCUACUUGUCUAAAAGUCCACAGAAUCUUAAUCAGAGAAUGGAUGUUUUUUAUUUGCAACCAGAAUGUUCUAGUUCUGCAGAUAGCCCCGUGUGGUACACAUCUACUUCCCUGGACCGGAACACGCUGGAAAAUAUGCUUGUACGGGUUCUUCUAGUGAAAGAUAUUUAUGAUAAAGACAAUUAUGAACUGGAUGAAGACACAGACUAAAAAGGACCGUUUCAGAAGCAAUGGGAUAACACAGCAUUAGAUAGUCAUGCUGCUAGAUCUUUACAGGAAAACAUUUCAAGUUUACUCCUUCUGUUUUGAGUUUUGUAGCAAUGUACCCACACUGGGUAUUACCAUGUAAAUAAUCUGUGAGUGAAAGUUGCCAUUAUUCUAUGUAGUGGUUUUAGGAUACUUAACAAAUACAUCAAAUUCUUUUUUAUUAUUAUUUAUUUGAUUAGGUAUGUUUGUAACUUUUUACAUUACAAAUAUGAAGAGAAUGUGCCAUGUAUAAGUUUUUCUUGUUGCACUGCUCUACUGUUGCAAAGCUCCCUCCAGAAGGGCGUCCUUUUACUGCGUUCUUGACCAGAUGGUUGUAUAUGGGUAGCACUACUCAAGUUUAGAACUUGCAGUGUCUUUCGGAAUUUUUAAAAUAAACUGUAAACUAAUAGGCUGGGUUUUUUGUUUUGUUUGGGUUUUUUGUUUGUUUGUUUUAUGUUUUAGUUACUGAAGCCUUACCAGGUUAUGUAGAGAGAUACCAUCUUCUGUACCAAAAAUAGACAAGAGAAUGCUGUCGAUACUGGUGUUCUGUAAUGUGAACCUAUGCUGGUGAAAACAACUUUAUGUUCCCCUUAUUAAAACUUAGUGUCCUUUUCUCA
This is a messenger RNA of Chionomys nivalis (European snow vole), 5158 nucleotides long. RefSeq names its product zinc finger MYM-type containing 2 (gene Zmym2). Lineage: Eukaryota; Metazoa; Chordata; Mammalia; Rodentia; Cricetidae. The coding region runs from base 369 to 4505 and encodes 1378 amino acids. The transcript has 25 exons. The record is from RefSeq and is a predicted model, not a curated record. Gene Ontology annotation, molecular function: zinc ion binding.